This is a messenger RNA of Mangifera indica (mango), 2116 nucleotides long. Its product is annotated as probable GMP synthase [glutamine-hydrolyzing]. The record is from RefSeq and is a predicted model, not a curated record. Lineage: Eukaryota; Viridiplantae; Streptophyta; Magnoliopsida; Sapindales; Anacardiaceae. Gene Ontology annotation, biological process: base-excision repair. The transcript has 6 exons. Bases 705 to 1859 code for a protein of 384 amino acids. Gene Ontology annotation, molecular function: DNA-3-methyladenine glycosylase activity.
CUCAUUUGAUAGCUCAGCACUUCUCUCUCUAAAAAGCAACGAAAGUUUUGUAGAGAGACAGAGUUUCAAUCUCGAUAGAUCGAAACCCACAUUCAAUCUUCAUUUUCCGAUCAACCUAUUUUCAAUUUUCCGGGGAAACAAUUAAAAAGCUAAGAUUUUUAAUGAUAAAUGUGUCAGCUUUUGAAAUUAUCCGCAUGUGGAACUCACUGAAACGACACAGUUUCAAAAUUCCAGCUUUUCUUUUGGGGGCUUUUGAGCUGAUUUGAAGUUUGUGGAUAAGCAAAAUGAGGGUUUCUGAUAUUUUUGUGAGAUGGAUUUGUGGGUUUUGAGUGAGUGUUAAGAGGUUUGGAAGCUCAAAUUUGAGUGAGUUUUAGGGUGAGAAGCUGAGAUCUGUGUUAAUGGAUGUGGUUUGCUAGAAGUGGAUAGUGUACAUGAUUUUGUUAUUUAGGGGUUUUGAGCUUCAUAUGUGAUGAAAAUGAGGGUUUAACUGGAUUCUGUUGGUGGUUCUUGAAGAUGUCGCUGUUUAGUUGAGAAAAAUCUGAGGAUCGGGGUGAUGUUGUCAGCUGAUUUUGCUUGGUAGUUGUGUUCAAUUUUGGAGAUUUGACUGAGCCCACUUGAUUGUGAAUUUGGCAUGUUUGAGAGAUUUUGUGAUAAAAAGGCCAAGAUCUCUUCAAAAUUUCAGUUGGAUAAACUGUGUUGAAGCAAUGUCGGGUGCUCCUAGAGUAAGAUCAAUGAAUGUGGCUGAGUCGGAGACCAGGCCAGUCCUUGGACCUGCUGGGAACAAAACAGGCUUAUUGAGUGCACGGAAGCCUGCUUCGAAACCAUUGAGAAAGGUUGAGAAAUCACCCAUAGAGGUUAAAACAGCAGAGGAGAAGAAAUCUGUUGUUCCAUCAUCUAGGGCUACUACUAAGUUGUCACCUAAAUCUCAUUCUCUUAGUGUUCCAUCAGUGCUUCGCCGCCAUGAACAGUUGAUACAGUCUAAUUUAUCUCUGAAUGCCUCAUGCUCAUCUGAUGCCUCUACAGAUUCAUUUCAUAGUCGAGCAUCUACUGGAAGGUUGACACGGUCAACUAGUCUACGGAGUUGGAGGAAACCAUUUUCUUCAAAGCCAAGGAGUGUUGUUUCUGAUGGAGGGUUAGAUUUUCCACCAUCUGAUAGUUCGCUGACCAAGAAAAGGUGUGCUUGGGUGACCCCAAAUACUGAUCCCUGUUAUGCUGCCUUCCAUGAUGAAGAAUGGGGAGUUCCAGUACAUGAUGACAAGAAAUUGUUUGAGCUUCUUGUACUUUCAGGUGCUUUGUCUGAACUCACAUGGCCUGUUAUCCUUAGCAAGAGGCACAUUUUCAGGGAAGUUUUUGUAGACUUUGACCCCAUUGCAGUCUCAAAAUUGAAUGAGAAAAAGAUAAUUGCUGCAGGAAGCACAGCAAGCUCUCUAUUAUCCGAACUUAAGCUGCGUGCUAUCCUUGAGAAUGCUCGACAAAUAUCCAAGGUCAUUGAUGAGUUUGGAUCAUUUGACAAUUAUAUUUGGAGCUUUGUAAACCACAAGCCUAUAGUGAGCAAGUUCCGGUACCCUCGACAAGUCCCUGUGAAAUCCCCAAAAGCGGACGUGAUAAGCAAAGAUCUUGUGAGACGGGGAUUUCGGAGUGUGGGGCCCAGUGUUGUCUAUUCAUUCAUGCAGGUCGCAGGGAUAACCAACGACCAUCUCACCAGUUGCUUCAGGUUCCAAGAGUGUAUAGCUGCUGCUGCUGCUGAGGUGAAGGAAGAAAACGGCGUCCCUGAUAAGGACAAGGGCAAGAAAAUGGAUGGCACAAUUGAAUCAAAAUUAUCCAUAUCUAUCGAUGCAUUAAGUCUCUCCUCAGAAUGAUGAGCACAAAACAAAAAGAAGUCUGGGUUUUGUGUCAAAAAGAAGUCUGGAUUUGUGUAUAAAAAUUUCAUGAAUUCUUAUGCAUCAUGGAUUUGUAGAUUGUAGAUUACUGAAAGUGAAAUUACAAUUAACUGGUGGUGAUUUGUGAGGAUGAUUAGAGGCCUAUCUGUCCGUCACAGAGAGCCUUUACAAGUUGAUGUACAAUUUUUUGUACAGUUAAGAGAAAAAGGUUAAUUAGUAAGUAGAAAUUUAUCUAA